AUUCUAUUUAAACGAGUCGUCGAAACCGAAUUUAUUUUAGUUUGUUGUUAAACAGCGUCAGUUUCACUUCGAAUAACUUGAGAAGAAAGUAAAGAGCAAAAUGGCAAAUCCAAAUGUUGAAGUAAAAUAUACUAAGCUUUUCAUCAAUAAUGAAUUUGUGAAUGCUGUAUCGGGAAAAACGUUUCCAACAAUUAAUCCAGCAACUGGCAAAGUGAUUGCCCAAGUAGCCGAAGGUGAUAAGGCUGACAUUGACCUCGCUGUGGCCGCUGCUAAAGUAGCAUUCAAACGAGGUUCAGUUUAUCGUAAUUUAGAUGUAUCGGCCCGAGGAAGACUUUUGUGGAAGUUGGCCGAUCUAUUUGAACGCGACAUGAACACACUCGCCAAUUUGGAAUCAUUGGAUAAUGGUAAGACAUUUGACAAAGCGGUUGCUGAUGUAUACGGAUGCAUACUUACACUCCGUUACUUUGCUGGAUGGUGUGAUAAGACGUGUGGAAAAACUGUACCAGUAGAUGGUGGCAACUUUGCGUAUACACGAAAAGAACCAGUGGGAAUCGUAGGCCAAAUUAUACCCUGGAACUACCCAUUGCUAAUGCUUGUGUGGAAAUGGGCGCCUGUACUAGCAACCGGUUGUGUAUCUGUAUUAAAACCAGCUGAACAAACACCAUUGUCGGCUCUACACGCUGCCAGUUUGAUUGUUGAAGCUGGCAUUCCCCCAGGCGUAUUAAAUGUAGUGAAUGGGUAUGGACCAACAGCCGGUGCAGCUAUUACAAGUCAUCCGGACAUCCGAAAAGUGGCAUUCACUGGUUCCACUGAUGUUGGUCGCAUUAUUGCAAAAGCGGCUGCCGAUUCGAAUUUAAAAAAAGUGUCAUUGGAAUUGGGCGGUAAGAGUCCUUUGGUUGUGAUGGAUGAUGUUGAUGUAAAAGAAGCGGCUGCGAUUGCUCAUGCAGCAUGCUUUGAAAAUCACGGUCAAUGCUGUUGUGCUGGCACCCGCACAUUUGUGCAUGAGAAAAUCUUUGAUGAUUUCGUUGCCGAAGCAACACGUUUAGCAAAAGAAAGAACCGUUGGCAGUCCAUUCGACUCAAACGUACAACAAGGUCCACAAAUUGACGAUGAAAUGUUUAACAAAGUCUUGGGAUACAUUGAAUGUGGCAAGAAAGAAGGUGCAAAAUUGCAAGCCGGUGGUAAGCGACACGGAAAUAUUGGAUAUUUCAUUGAACCUACAGUUUUCAGUGAUGUAACUGAUGAUAUGAGCAUUGCCAAGGAUGAGAUUUUCGGACCAGUGCAAUCUAUAUUAAAAUUCAAAACCUUGGACGAAGUCAUUGAACGUGCAAAUAAUACCACGUAUGGCUUGGCUGCUGGCAUUCUCACCCAUAAUCUUGAAAACGCAUUGGUCUUUUCAAAUGCCGUCGAAGCCGGAUCGGUUUGGGUCAAUUGCUUUUUGGCUGUCACGUGCCAAACACCGUUUGGCGGCUACAGACAAUCUGGCUUGGGACGUGAAUGUGGGGAAGAGGGGCUUGAACUCUAUCAAGAAACAAAGACCGUUUCUAUCAAGCUUCCAAUCAACCAUUAAAACAUUUUGCAUAACAUACACCCACUUUUUGUUUUCUUACAUGUAAUCCGUAGAUUACAAAUGUAACUAUCCACAUACAAAGAAAUUAAAUAGAAUUUAUGCAUGAAAAAUAACAACAGCAACAAA
Contarinia nasturtii (swede midge) is the source of this 1696-nucleotide messenger RNA. Its product is annotated as aldehyde dehydrogenase X, mitochondrial-like. Lineage: Eukaryota; Metazoa; Arthropoda; Insecta; Diptera; Cecidomyiidae. The coding region runs from base 101 to 1570 and encodes 489 amino acids. Gene Ontology annotation, molecular function: aldehyde dehydrogenase (NAD+) activity. The transcript is spliced from 14 exons. The record is from RefSeq and is a predicted model, not a curated record.